Messenger RNA from Galleria mellonella (greater wax moth), 811 nucleotides. RefSeq names its product homeobox protein MSX-1. Gene Ontology annotation, molecular function: DNA-binding transcription factor activity, RNA polymerase II-specific; DNA binding. Gene Ontology annotation, biological process: regulation of DNA-templated transcription. The record is from RefSeq and is a predicted model, not a curated record. Lineage: Eukaryota; Metazoa; Arthropoda; Insecta; Lepidoptera; Pyralidae. The transcript has 3 exons. The coding region runs from base 1 to 675 and encodes 224 amino acids.
AUGGACGUUCCUCCGGUGAUGUCCGGCGCAAAGUGCAGUAAUUCAGAUUUCAGUAUAGAAAGAAUAUUAAGUGAAGAUCCGAGACACAGAACAGUAGAGCAGUCUGAAACUCCUAGCUGGCUAUGUUGCACGCGCUAUAAACCUCCGCGUCUUCCACGGUCAGUGAACAGUAACGCGUGUCGCGGUCGGCGUUCGGGGCGGCACGCGCGGGUGCCGUUUACGGCCACGCAGGCGGCUGCGCUAGAAGCGGCGUACGCGCGCGCCCCUUAUCUCGCGCCGCCAGCACUGCGCGCCCUCGCAGCCGCCUUGCAACUCCGAGAUGACAGGAUUAAAAUUUGGUUUCAAAAUCGUCGCGCACGUGAACGUAGAGAGAAAAGUGCUAUCAUCCCACCACCAAGAGACGCGACCCUGGCUCCGACAACACAAAGAAUUACUUUCACGCCCGAUACUUGGAUAACAUAUCCUAAUACUGGCCUACUUACUUUAUCUAAUGGACACUAUGUCAUUGAUAACUCACUGACGACAGUCGAUCACAACUUGCCUGUAGACACGGAGACGCCACAUGAUUUGAUAGAGAAUUCGUUGCCUGUAACUAUUUUUCAACCACAUUCCGCUGAAGAAACAACGGACGAAGAAAGAUCUGAUACACCUUUAGAUGUUGAAAAUAUCGAAUAGUGACAAUCUCACACUUUCUGUCAUGUAUCGCAUGAUAGAUGAGCAAGUAUAGGAGUAUUAUACUAAUAUCACCAUAAGUUGUCAAAAUAAUUAUUAGAGCUAAAAUUAUAAAUAUCUGUGAUAAUAUCUGUAUGAA